This is a messenger RNA of Penicillium taxi, 1203 nucleotides long. It is a transcript of the gene erg10B, whose product is annotated as acetyl-CoA C-acetyltransferase. The transcript is spliced from 4 exons. The coding region runs from base 1 to 1203 and encodes 400 amino acids. The record is from RefSeq and is a predicted model, not a curated record. Lineage: Eukaryota; Fungi; Ascomycota; Eurotiomycetes; Eurotiales; Aspergillaceae. Gene Ontology annotation, molecular function: acetyl-CoA C-acetyltransferase activity. Gene Ontology annotation, biological process: fatty acid beta-oxidation; ergosterol biosynthetic process.
AUGUCUUCCCUUCCCCCCGUUUACAUUGUCUCUACUGCCCGUACACCAGUGGGCUCGUUCCUUGGUUCUUUGUCAACCCUCACUGCUCCUCAGCUCGGUUCUCACGCUAUCAAAGCUGCUGUCGAACGGGCCGAGGGUAUCAAUGCCUCUGAUGUUCAAGAAGUCUUCUUUGGCAAUGUUUUGUCCGCAGGUGUUGGACAGAACCCUGCUCGUCAGUGUGCCAUUGGUGCUGGUCUUGAGGAGUCCACCGUCUGCACCACUGUUAACAAAGUCUGUGCCUCGGCUUUGAAGGCCAUCAUUCUCGGAGCUCAGACUAUCAUCACUGGAAACGCCGAUAUCGUCGUUGCUGGUGGUGCCGAGUCUAUGUCAAACACCCCCCACUAUCUCCCCAACAUGCGCACUGGUGCCAAGUACGGUCACCAGAGUCUAGUUGAUGGCAUCAUGAAGGAUGGUCUACAGGAUGCCUAUGGAAAGAAGGAACUAAUGGGCUUGCAGGCUGAAGAGUGCGCUCAGGAACACGAGUUUACUCGUGAACAGCAGGAUGAAUAUGCCAUCCGCACAUACCAGAAGGCCCAGGCUGCUCAGAAAGCCGGAGUCUUCGAUUACGAGAUUGCCCCUAUUGAGAUCCCCGGCUUCCGUGGCAAGCCCGGUGUGACUAUCUCUCAAGAUGAUGAGCCCAAGAACCUCAACCCUGAUAAGCUGCGUGCCAUUAAGCCCGCUUUUAUUCCCGUCACUGGCACUGUGACUGCUCCCAACUCCUCUCCCUUGAACGAUGGUGCUGCCGCUGUUGUCCUUGUAUCUGAGGCUAAGGUCAAGGAGCUUGGUUUGAAGCCCAUUGCCAAGAUCCUGGGCUGGGGUGAUGCCGAGCAGACUCCUAGCAAGUUCACCACUGCCCCUGCCCUGGCCAUCCCCAAGGCUCUUAAGCAUGCUGGAGUGACUCAGGAUGCCGUUGAUGCGUUCGAGAUCAAUGAGGCCUUCAGCGUUGUGGCUCUUGCCAACAUGAAGCUGCUUGGCCUAUCUGAGGACAAGGUCAACAUCCACGGUGGUGCUGUUGCCAUUGGCCACCCUCUGGGUGCUAGUGGUGCCCGUAUUGUGUCCACCCUGAUCGGUGUCCUGAAGGCUAAGCAGACAAAGAUCGGCUGUGUUGGCAUUUGCAAUGGUGGUGGUGGUGCCAGUGCUAUGGUGAUUGAAUCCUUGUUCUAA